GCAGUGACGUUUCCCACUGGAGGCUCCUCCGCUGCGGUGAGAGACGACCAGAGAGGAGGGAGGAGGCUCAUCGCUGCGUGCGACACUCGGCAGCAUCAUGGCACCUAUCGGAUUAAAGGCGGUGGUCGGAGAAAAGAUUAUGAAUGAUGUUAUCAAGAAGGUGAAGAAGAAGGGAGAAUGGAAGGCUCUGAUUGUGGACCAGCUGAGCAUGAGGAUGUUGUCCUCCUGCUGCAAGAUGACAGACAUCAUGACAGAGGGCAUUACCAUUGUUGAGGACAUCCACAAGCGACGAGAGCCUCUGCCCAGCCUGGAGGCCAUUUACCUGAUUACACCAACAGAGAAGUCUGUCCACACGCUCAUCGGGGACUUCAAAGACCCCCAUUCAGCUAAAUACAAGGCAGCCCAUGUCUUCUUUACGGACUCUUGCCCUGAUCCACUCUUCAAUGAGCUGGUUAAGAGUCGGACCUCCAAAUUCACCAAGACUCUGACAGAGAUUAACAUCGCCUUCUUGCCCUACGAGUCUCAGGUGUAUUCUGUGGACAACCCAGAUGCCUUUCACAGUUUCUACAGCCCUCAUAAGGCCCAGCUGAAGAACCCGGUAAUGGAGAGGCUGGCCGAGCAGCUGGCCACGCUCUGCGCAACCCUGAAGGAGUACCCGGCUGUCAGAUACCGAGGGGAGUACAAGGACAAUGCCACCCUGGCCCAGCUGGUUCAGGACAAACUAGAUGCCUACAAGGCUGAUGACCCCACAAUGGGAGAGGGUCCAGAUAAGGCCCGCUCACAGCUGAUCAUCCUGGACAGAGGUUUCGACCCAGUUUCACCUGUCCUUCAUGAGCUUACCUUUCAGGCCAUGGGCUACGAUCUGCUGCCCAUCGAAAACGACGUCUACAAAUAUGAGACCAGUGGCAUUGGAGACUCGCGUGUGAAGGAGGUUCUUCUGCAUGAAGACGAUGACCUGUGGGUGAGCUUGAGACACAAACACAUAGCCGAGGUGUCCCAGGAAGUAACACGUCAGCUGAAAGAGUUUUCCUCCAGCAAGCGGAUGAACACCGGAGAGAAGACCACAAUGAGGGAUUUGUCCCAGAUGCUGAAGAAGAUGCCCCAGUACCAAAAGGAGCUCAGCAAGUAUUCCACUCACCUGCAGCUUGCUGAGGACUGCAUGAAGCAUUACCAGGGAACAGUGGACAAGCUGUGCCGCGUGGAACAGGAUUUGGCUAUGGGCACCGACGCUGAAGGGGAGAAGAUCAAGGACCCCAUGAGGGCCAUCGUUCCCAUCCUGCUGGAUGCCAACGUCAGCACAUACGACAAAAUCCGCAUCAUCCUGCUGUACAUCUUCCUCAAGAAUGGAAUUACAGAGGAGAACCUGAAUAAGCUGAUCCAACACGCUCAGAUCCCUCCUGAGGACAGCGAGAUCAUCACCAACAUGGCUCACCUGGGGGUCCCCAUCGUCACAGAUUCCACUCUUCGCAGAGGAAAGAAGAUGGACAGGAAGGAGCGUGUGAGCGAGCAGACCUAUCAGCUUUCUCGCUGGACUCCGCUGAUCAAGGACAUCAUGGAGGAUGCCAUCGAUGAUAAACUGGACACUAAACACUACCCCUACAUCUCCACCCGUUCCUCUGCUUCCUUCAGCACCACUGCAGUCAGUGCUCGAUAUGGACACUGGCACAAGAACAAGACACCUGGAGAGUACCGCACCGGUCCCCGAGUGAUGGUCUUCAUCAUCGGAGGCGUGUCUUUCAGCGAGAUGCGCUGUGCCUAUGAAGUCACACAUGCCAAUGGGAAGUGGGAAGCCGUCAUUGGUUCCACCCACUUGCUCACCCCAACCAAAUUCUUAUCGGACCUGCAGCACCCCGACUUCCGAGAGUCCACUAGGGUGUCCUUUGAGGACGCACAGCCCUCAGACGAGUGAGGCAGAGACAGAUUGGGAGGGAGGGAGAGAGAGAAAUCACACAGAACAAAGAUCGACCCACAUCUUCACUCCCACCUGCCUGCUGGAGCAGCUCAAGGCCAUGAACAAACCAGAAGAGGAAGUGACAAGCUAAAAUCCUUCAGUCAAAAUCUUUUCUUCAUAUCUUCAUCCCUCUCAACCCUGACCCAGCUGUGUUACCUCCACGUUUCCCAGCCAAAUCCUGCCCAUCGUUUCUGUAUGCAUAUCGCUUGAGAAAAAAAAAAAAGACAUCUUAAAUGAUGAAAAAAAAAAGAGUUAUAUCAAAGAAUAAAACUGUUGCAAGUAUUCAUGUAUUUUACAAUGGAUACAACUAACUAAAUUUAUUUAAAAAGAUAAAAUAUGAAAAGGCCACAUAAAAUGCAAAGUACCAAAAUGUCAUAUUGUAUGCUAUGAUUAUGAACCCUGCUAGAAUGUGUAAACUGUGUUUUUCCUUUGUUUCUUUGGCUUACCUCCUUGGUGUGAGUUUUAUUGUUGGCAGAUCGAAGGGGGAUAUGCACUUUGAGAGCUUAAUUUUGUAAUAUAUAUCAUGCAGUCUAUAUGUAUACAUAUACUUCAACAGAGAGGAGCACUAUCCACCCAUCUGAGAUGUUUGUAUUCAGUAGCAUGCUUGGACUUGUGUCAACUGUUCUGUGUUUGUGUCAAGUGUGGGUGUUUUGAGUGCAGAAGUGUUAGCAUUUAGCUUAUUUUCUUAUGGUCGAAUACAAAACCAAUAACUUUUUCUUUGAGUAUCAAACUAUUUAAAACGCGCUUGGUAACUAAAUACACUUUCCUUCUGCUCCAAACCUUUCUCCUAUUGAAUGAAUUACUUUUUCCUUUCCAGGUUUAGCUUAUUUGCUAAUAAGCUAUUAGCUACCUAAGAUAAUAAGCCAAAACCAACCAUUCAGUCAUAUUGUUUAAAUAAUUUUAAUGUUUUGAAAACAUUAGACCCAUAUACAACAGUAGCAAAUGCCAAGUAACUUCUUUGAAAAUGCAGUUGUGAUCAAUUACUUUAGUUUAGCUUGUUUUCCAAUAGCUGUCAGCACAAAAUGCCAAUAGACCAUUAGCCAACAAACCUCAUCAGCCAAAACUAACCAUUAUUUAUACCAUUUUUAAAAAAUGUCUUAAAACUCAGUAACUAUCCUAUAUUCAUCGUAGUACAAGUACAAGUACAAUCACUUUUUCCAAGAUUAGCUUUUUCACCAAAUGUUAGCAAAAACUUAUACUUGGCCAUUAGCUAACGAAGCACAUCAGCCAAACUUUGGCAUGUUCUUUUAGCCAUUUAAAAACAAACUUUACGUUAGGUUCACAUCUUCAAACAAUAAAAACACACACACCACCAAAUUUAAAGCAUAAUUGAAAACUAUAAUUUCUUCCAGAGUUUUGUUUGUUUGCUAGCAGACAUAAAAAGUCGCUAAUGGCUAUAAGUGAACCAAGCAGGCUAAGCUAGCCCAUUAAACCUUUCAGUUAUUCCCCUUCUGUUCCUUUAUAAUUUGAAAAUGUCACCACUAGGAAAAUCUGUAUACAUUUAUUUUGUUAAAACAAAAAUAUGCUUUGAAACUUUCCACCACUCAGUUUCCAGCUUAAAAACAUUUAAGUUUAAAUCAUUCCUUUCCAUUACCUUUCCAGCUUGUUUGUCAGUUGUCAGCAAAAAAUGCUAAGAGGCCAUUUACUAAACCAGCUAAUCUACCAAACGUAGCCAUUUUCCUGAGGAUUGCUGUUGUAAAAAGGUUACUGAAAAUGUUAAGGACUUAACAGGCACAGUCAAGGCUAUUACAAUUAUUUCAGAUAUUUUUGUUUCCGAUUGUUUCUGUGGAGUGUUUGAUACUCAGACAAGUUAUUGGUUUAAGUAUUCGACUAAUAAGCUUGGCUAGUAAGAGGGAAAUAAAAAGUAAUGUGUAUGCUAAAAUCAUCCCUCCUCCGACUGCCCUUACUGUAAUUUCCUGCACCAAUCUUUUUUCCACUCUAACAGAAGACUUGUUGUUAAAAAGGCUGUUGCUUGCUGAUAUUUAAUGAGUAAUGCUAAAAAAGGUCCAGUUGUGUUUCAGUAUUGUAUCCUGUCAGAUUAAGGUCUUAUCAUUAGUAAUAAUGUCACUGGGCCAUGCACUGAGUAGUAUUGUGUAUCUGCCAUAUGUUGCUGUUUUAGCGUCUUACUGUUAAAUGGUGAUUUUUCUUUUUUUUUUAAACAGUGCAGUAGUAAAACCUUUUCUUUACCUUGCUAAUGUGAAGCCACUGUUUGUGACGUUUUAGCUGUAGAUGUUAGAGGUUAACUAGGUAACAUAUUUAUAUUUUGUUUUUUCCUUUGGUGCAAUGUAAAACUCUUAAAGUUGAAUGGCUUUGCAAGGAUAAAAAACAAACUAAUUGUAUAUGAUAUUGCUUCCCUCCUGUAGCCUCUUUCCUGGCCAAACAAGUUGUAUAUUGCACUAUAAUGAGUUUUCUGUGAUGCAAGUGCUUGAGUUAGUUUUAUAUUAUAAUUUAUAGUUCUAUAGGCUUCUUUUCUGCCCAAUCACCUUCUUUAUUUAAAAGUUAUUUAUCAGAGAAAAACAACAGUCUGUCCUACAACUGUUUCACUUAUUGGGGUUGUGUGUUUGGAGUGUGUAAGCACAAAACAGUACUUCCAUGUGUACCCAAUAUGUACUAAGGCUGUCUAAUAAAUUGGCUUCCAUUAUA
Molecule: messenger RNA, 4594 nt
Organism: Girardinichthys multiradiatus
Lineage: Eukaryota; Metazoa; Chordata; Actinopteri; Cyprinodontiformes; Goodeidae
Gene: stxbp1a
Product: syntaxin binding protein 1a
Exons: 20
Coding region: 98-1909 (603 amino acids)
Biological process (GO): vesicle-mediated transport; intracellular protein transport; neurotransmitter secretion
Cellular component (GO): plasma membrane; secretory granule
Molecular function (GO): syntaxin binding
Source: RefSeq, a predicted model, not a curated record